Vigna unguiculata (cowpea) is the source of this 3966-nucleotide messenger RNA. Its product is annotated as CRM-domain containing factor CFM2, chloroplastic-like. Gene Ontology annotation, molecular function: mRNA binding. Gene Ontology annotation, biological process: RNA splicing, via transesterification reactions. NCBI's taxonomy places the organism in Eukaryota, Viridiplantae, Streptophyta, Magnoliopsida, Fabales, Fabaceae. The record is from RefSeq and is a predicted model, not a curated record.
GGUGCAAUGCAAUAACAUUUCAUAUUCUCCACAUCAAUGAAGUAACUAACUCCUACUGUAAUGUUGCUUCCUGCAGCUCACUUCCACUUCUUCCACAUUUUUCCUCUCUCUUCUUCUUCUUUGCACUUUUUCCCUCUUCAAUUCCCCAUAACCAAAACCAAAUUCUUCAGUCGUUGUUCCGCAACCAACUAUGAAACCGGAUCCCGUGGCUCCUCCGCCAUCGAACAUAUGGCGGAAAAGCUCCGCCGCCUCGGCAUCACCGAAUCGCCUACCUCCAACUCCUCCGGCGGCGAAAUUCGCGUGCUGUUCCCUCACGAACUCCCGAAGCAGCGCGGGGAGGAAAUGUUCGAGCCGAGUUGGAGCACGCCGCUGAACCCGGUGCCGGUCCCUGGGAGUGGCAUCGCGGUGCUGAGCGCGAGGGAGGUGGAGAGGCGGAGAAAGCGGAGGAAAGAGGAAUUAAUGAGGCGGAAGGAGCCGUUGCCGACGCUGGCGGAGCUGAGCCUCCCGGACUCCGAGAUUCGGCGGCUGACGACGCUAGGGUUUGCGGCGAGGCGGAAGGUGCGGCUUGCGAAGGCUGGCGUCACGGAGCGGAUGGUGAACGUGAUUCACGAGCUGUGGAAGCACACCGAGGUGGUGAGGGUCUUUUGUGAGGAGUUUUCUAGAUUUGACAUGAGAAGGACUCAUGAUGUGUUGGAGAGAAAAACUGGUGGCCUCGUUGUUUGGAGAUCUGGAACUAAGGUAAUACUGUACAGAGGGACUGAUUAUAAGUAUCCUAACUUCCUAUCAGAUAAAGUUUCGAGACAAGACAACACUAGUGAUGAUGCUUCGCAACUUGUCAACAGCGAUGAUAAAUAUUUUUAUAAAAGUGAGAGUCACUUAUCUGAAUCAAAUUCAGCAGCAUGUGCUCUGGAAAAUUCAAAUGCCAAAACAGCAAAACCUGCACUGAUACUAGGUGUUGGUACUCCCAAUAAAGUACGAUUUCAACUGCCUGAUGAGGCAGAGCUAGCUGAAGAUACAGACUGCUUGCUAAUGGGGCUUGGGCCAAGAUUUACUGAUUGGUGGGGAAGUGACCCUCUGCCUGUUGAUGCUGAUCUUCUGCCUGCCGUUGACCCUGGUUAUAGAAAGCCUUUUCGUCUUCUUCCAUAUGGUGUGAAUCCUAAACUAACAGCUGAUGAAAUGACCACUUUGAAGAGACUUGGCAGACCUCUACCUUGUCAUUUUGCAUUAGGGAGAAACAGAAACCUUCAAGGAUUGGCUGCUGCAAUUAUUAAGCUUUGGGAAAGAUGUGAGAUAGCCAAGAUUGCUGUGAAAAGAGGUGUGCAGAAUACCAGCAGUAAAAUAAUGGCUGCAGAGUUAAAGCGUCUGACAGGAGGAAUUCUCCUUUCCCGGGAUAGAGAAUUUUUUGCUCUGUAUCGAGGAAAGGACUACUUGUCAGCUACAAUGUCUUCAGUCAUUAAAAAGCGUGCGAAAAAUAAAAUGCACGAACCUAAGGCUAGAAACAGUUCAUCUGCUAAAGUCACUCCAGAACAGAAAGGGGGAACCAUAGAGUGUGAUUCUGAAGUAAAGGUUAGGAACUUCCAGAAGGAUACUAAACGACCAAUGUUGACUAAGGCUGAGUUAGCUAUCAAAAGAAUUAGCAUCAAAUUGUCAAUGGCAUUAGAAAAGAAAGCAAAGGCGGAAAAAAUUCUAGCUGAUCUGAUAAAUGCAGAGAGUCCCCGAGAACAAGAACUUGAUAAAGAGGGUAUUACUAAAGAAGAGAAAUACAUGCUGCGGAGGAUUGGCUUGAUGAUGAAACCCUUCCUGUUACUAGGUAGACGAGGAGUUUUUGAUGGAACAGUAGAAAAUAUGCAUCUUCAUUGGAAGUAUCGGGAGCUUGUGAAGAUAAUAUGUAACGGAAGCCUGGAAGAUGUUCAUCAGAUAUCUUUGACCUUAGAGGCAGAAAGUGGUGGAAUAUUAGUGGCAGUAGAGAGAGUGAGAAAGGGCUUUGCAAUCAUUGUGUAUCGUGGAAAGAAUUAUAGUGCCCCUCCUUGUCUGAGGGUUCGAAAGCUUUUAAAUAAAAGGCAAGCUUUGAAGCGUUCUAUAGAGGCACAGCGCCGUGAGUCGUACAAGCGUCGUAUUUUGAUGCUAGAAAAGAAAAUAAAUGAACUGAAACUUCAGAUGGUGGAAGGUAACGAGGCUAACAGUAAGCAGAUAGUUGAAGCGUGGAGAUUUGACAUGGCUACAGACAAACAAGAAGCUUUUUCAAAUUUCAUAAAUUGGAAUUCUCCUAAAGAAGCAUCUGUUGACAAUCAACAAGCAAUACAGGAGCAGCCAGUUGAGCUGAUUGAUAGCGGUGGAAUUAAUCAAGGUGAACAAGAUAAUUCUGUCAGUUGGAAAUCUCCUAGAGAAGCUUCUGUUGACAAUCAACAAGCAAUACAGGAGCAGCCAAUUGAGCUGAUUGAUAGUGGUGAAUCGCAUCAAAGCGAACAAGAAAAUUCUAUAAAUUGGAAUUCUCCUACAGAAGCUUCCGUUGACAAUCAACAAGCACUACAAGAGCAGCCGAUUGAGCUUAUUGAUGGAUGUGGAGCUCAUCAUGGUGUACCAAAACAUUCCAUAAAUUGGAAUUCUCCUAAAGAAGUUUCUCUUGAAAAUCUACAAGUAAUACAGGAGUACUCUGUUCAGCUUAUUAAUGGACUUGGAGCUCGCCAAGAUGAACCAAAAAAUUCCAUAAAUUGGAAUUCGCCUAAAGAAGCUUCUGUUGACAAUCUAGAAGGAAUACAUGAUCAGCCAGAUGAGCUGAUCGAUAGUAGUGGAGCUCAUCAAGGUGAACCAGAAAAUUUCACUAGUUGGAAUUCUUCAAUAAAAGCUUCCAUUAGCAAUCUGCAAGCAGUACAGCACAAACCAGUUGAGCUGAUUGAUGGGAGUGGAGCUCGACGAGAUGAACCAGAAUCCUGGCCUAGUUUAAUUCACAAGGAAACACAAUUGGAUGAAAUGAGUGAUUCUGAUAAUGAGCAUUGCAUCUCCAAUAGCAAGGCAAUGGAGCCAUCAUCAUCGUCAUCAUCAAAAAAUGAUCCUGAACCAUCAGUUCCAGUGAUAAAUAUGAGUUUCCCUUCUAGAUCUCUGCAUCUUUCAACCAAAGAGAGGCUUCUUCUACGGAAGCAGGCCUUAAAGAUGAAGCAACCUGUUGUUGUCAUAGGAAAGAGCAAUAUUGUGUCUUCUGUUGUGCAAGCAAUUAAACUUCAUUUUGAACAGUACCCUCUUGCUAUAGUUAAUGUCAAAGGAAGGUCAAAAGAAACCACAGUUCAGGAGCUGGUGUUCAAGCUAGAGCAAGAAACAGGUUCCCUUCUAGUCUCUCGGGAGCCUAGUAACAUCAUACUAUAUAGGGGUUGGCCAGCAGAUGAACCAAUCAAUGCAAAAAAUGUUAAUAAAAUGAGUAAAGAUAGAAGGAUAACAUCCAAUGUCUCCACUGGGUAUACACACAGGAGCAGGAACACGAAAAGAAGAAUAAGUAUGAUAGGGAGAAGAAGAAUUGGUACUAGGAUAGGGAAAAGAAGUAUUGGUAGGACAAGCUCUAGGUCAAAUUUUAAUUUUAGGAGAAACUCUUCCCCCAUCUUUAGCCCUAGUUCGUAACACCAUAAUUUAGUAAUGUUAUGUCAGGGAAAAUUUGGGGGUGAUUGAAGGGUACUGAAAUUUUUAGUGGGAAGAACACCCAGCAAGAACCGAAAAAGAAAUACUAUAGGAAAGAAGCCUCCACUAAUUUUGAAGCCUUCCUUCACUCCUCAAAGUGCAUAGUUUUUUGUUUGUCAAACGUGUUUUUUCUCUGGGACUCAACUCACAUGUCUCAUCACAUCUCCGUCCCAGGUACAAAGUCAUAAUACUCAAUAUACUUGAAUCAUAUUUGGGCAAUAAAAGAAGAAAAAAAAAUGUAUAAAUAUGAAAUAUGUAACUGUCUAAAAAAACAUAAAGGGAUGAAUGCACAUUUAAAAG